UGCUCCACUCCAUCAUCACCUUUUCAAUUGUAAGGCUGAUGUCGAUAUAAAAGGCACAUCAAACAGAUUUUCAACCUUGAACUUUGAACUAGAGAAUAGUCCUAACAAGUAUUCCACCAAUUCUAGUGCAAGAUUGAUUCAACACAAAUUUUCGUCAACACUGAAAUCUACAGAAAGCGAUGCAGCAUAUCGUUAUAAUUUCAAAGAACCAAAAUAUCUUAUUUUUUAUAACAAACAGCAAAAAAAUAGAUUUGGUAAUUUUAAAAGUUAUAGAAUAUUGAACAGAGGCGUUUCAGUGCUAAUGCUCCCAGAAGGUUCUGGGAAUGAACCAAUCGCAUCAUGGGCACGAUAUCAGGUAGCUGUUACAAAGUAUAAGGAUUCUGAGCGGACAAGUAGUUCCAUAUAUUCAACUUUAGACAUAGCUGAUCCAGUUGAAAAUUUUCAGAAAUUUAUUGAUGAUGAUGAAUCUAUUGUCGAUCAGGAUCUUGUUGCCUGGAUAUCAAUGGGGAACCACCAUAUUCCACAUACCGAGGACUUGCCAGUCACACCUACACCAGCUAUGGACUCAAGUUUCUUCCUAUCUCCUUAUAAUUACUUUGAUGAGGAUCAAGGAAUAACAUCUAUGAAUGCUGUUAGAGUAGAACCUAUGGAUAGAACAAAGAGGGAAACAUCACUGCACAUUCAGCGUUAUGGAGUAAAACAAGAAGUUCGUUGUGUCCCAGAGGACAACCAGUAUGAUGAAGUGAUACAAAAUGAACCUAGUUUGAUUAUCGAGGCUUAGAUAUCUGUCAAUAUAGUUUACUGAAUUAAAAACUAAACUAUGCUUAAUAAUUAUUAUGUUGGGCUCAAAUUAAGUGAAUGUAUAAGGCCUGUACGAGAUUAUACCUUUUAAACUAUUCACAGUUACAUUUUCUUGAAAAUAACCCUUUUUGGUUGUAUACUAGCGUGGUGUGUUUUCAAAAUGCCCCAAUGUCAAUUCAGAACUGUAAAUUUAAUGAUUAAUCCAAUUUGAUUCAUGUACAUUAUAUGUUUUUUAGAACCAAAUUUCAAAAUAUAUAUUUGUGUUU
Messenger RNA from Mytilus californianus (California mussel), 1067 nucleotides. RefSeq names its product putative amine oxidase [copper-containing]. Lineage: Eukaryota; Metazoa; Mollusca; Bivalvia; Mytilida; Mytilidae. The coding region runs from base 302 to 781 and encodes 159 amino acids. The transcript has 2 exons. The record is from RefSeq and is a predicted model, not a curated record. Gene Ontology annotation, cellular component: plasma membrane. Gene Ontology annotation, biological process: amine metabolic process. Gene Ontology annotation, molecular function: primary methylamine oxidase activity; quinone binding; copper ion binding.